Molecule: messenger RNA, 1917 nt
Organism: Pungitius pungitius (ninespine stickleback)
Lineage: Eukaryota; Metazoa; Chordata; Actinopteri; Perciformes; Gasterosteidae
Gene: gtpbp10
Product: GTP-binding protein 10 (putative)
Exons: 10
Coding region: 124-1236 (370 amino acids)
Cellular component (GO): mitochondrion
Molecular function (GO): GTP binding; magnesium ion binding; GTPase activity
Source: RefSeq, a predicted model, not a curated record
CCUCACGUCAUCAUCCAAUGAAAUUAGAGGAAUCCACCGCUUCCGGUCCUUCAUGCAAACACAUGUCGACAAGCCGUUAGCUCGAUCAAAAACACCAAACAAAAGCCAUAAGCGCCACAAACGAUGGUCCAGUUGAGUAGAAUCUGCCUUCGGAAAUAUGGGAACUUUGUGGAUAACCUCCGUGUGUACGUCCGUGGAGGCGGCGGCGGCAUGGGUCUACCCCGUCUUGGGGGGAAAGGAGGGAACGGGGGAGAUGUUUGGGUGGUGGCUUCAAAGGACAUGACCUUAAAGAGGAUAAAGGACAGGUAUCCCGAGAAGCGCUUUGUAGGUGGAGCAGGAGCCAACAGCAGUGUCCGAGCCCUGAAAGGAGAGAAGGGGAAGGACAAGGAGAUCUUGGCUCCUGUUGGUAUCACAGUCACUGCUGACGAUGGCAAAAUAGUUGGUGACCUGAAUGCUGACGGCGAUCGUCUGAUGGUGGUCAAAGGAGGAGCAGGAGGCUCCUUCCACUCGGCAUUCGAGCCCAGUAAGGGCCAGACGAAGCACAUAAGGCUAGACCUCAAACUUAUCGCUGACCUGGGCCUUGUUGGGUUCCCAAAUGCGGGGAAGUCCUCUCUUCUGGCCGCCAUGUCUAACGCCACGCCUCAGAUCGCCAGCUACGCGUUCACAACUUUGAGGCCGCAGAUCGGCAAACUGAUGUAUGAAGAUUACAAACAGAUUUCUAUUGCUGAUCUGCCCGGCCUGAUCGAGGGGGCUCACGUAAACAAAGGCAUGGGUCACAAGUUCCUAAAACAUGUUGAGAGGACCAAGCAGCUUCUGUUUGUGGUCGAUGUUUGCGGUUUCCAGCUAGCGAGCAAAAUGCCGUUUCGAUCGCCCUUCGAAGCUGUUCAGCUUCUCACCAAGGAAUUGGAAUUGUACAAAGAAGAGCUUGUGUCGAAGCCUGCUUUACUGGUGGUGAAUAAAAUGGACCUGCCUGACGCUGAGGACAAACUAGCAGAGCUGAAGGAGCAACUACGAAACCCAGAUGAAUUCUCUCAUCUGUUGCCCGACGACAUGAUGCCAAAGAGCUGCAUGACCUUCAGACACAUUGUUCCCGUCUCUGCCACCACCGGGUUUGGUGUCGACCGCUUGAAGAGGUGCAUCCGAGAAUCGCUCGACGACGACGCAGCGACGGCAACCAAAGACAUCCAUCGAGACCGACUGCAAGCUUUGAGGGGGAAGGCACACGAGCAUUUGUGAUGCACGCGGACUCAAUGCAACUAUUGCUUCUGGACACAAAGUGUACGACGAUGAUGAUGGAUCCCGCAAAAUCAAAGCUGGCUUAACUUUGGUAUGAAAAAAAAGCACCCACUGAGAAAGAAUCUGUGCAGGAACAGGUCCAUGGAGGUGAUGGAGGAUGACUCUGCAUCUGUGCUGCAGAAAGUUACUUCAAUUCUGGUCAGAAGAAGGGUUGAUAUCAAAAUCUUGGCCUACAGUUGACGAGGUCCAUCUUUAAAGAGAAAAGAAACGUUGCAGAUUUAAUAUGCUUAUGAAAUGAUGUCAGACAAGCAAAUGGAAACUAAGCACAUACAAUUACACAGAAUGCACCGAGCAGCCGGAAAGGUUUAAUGUUACCUGAAUUUAUCCGAUACAAAGAUUAAGGUUAUUACAUUUCUUUUUUAGAAAUCUGUUUCAGGGAUGUAUCAAUUCCAAUAUUGAUUAAUCCCUGUUACUAGAUUUGUCUUUUUUCCAAUGUAACAUGGGGUAAGAGAUUAUUUCAAUUUAACAAAAAAAUGUAAAUAUCAAAAAUAAUAAAUUUUUGUCAUGUCAAGUGUAAAAUACUAAACUAAAUGGUUCUACCACAAAACUGACUCUUGACUUUCAAAGUAAUAUUUUGCUAAUUCAUGGCACAAAACAUACAGGUUCAGAAAACAUUUGUCC